AUGUCAGAGGAGUUUCAGCUCUUCAUGAAAAGGAACGGUAUCCUUCACACAACUGGUGCACCGCGGCAUCCAGCUACCAAUGGCCUCGCUGAGAGGUAUGUUGCUACAUUCAAAGCAGGCAUGAAGAAGCUGGACGGAGAGGACUUGAAUGUUGAGGACAAGGUCUCACAUUUCCUACUGCGGUAUCGCACAACUCCCAACAGUGCGACUGGAGAGUCACCCGCAGAUUUGCACCUAAAGAGACAUAUGCGUUCGCGGUUGGAUUUCCUAAGGCCAAACAUCGCCAUGAGGGUGCGGAGGAGGCAGUAUCAGCAGAAGGAGGAGCACGACAGUCGGGCUACCGAGAGACAGUUUGAUGUGGAUGAUCCUGUGUAUCUACGCAAUACUGCAGGUGAUAAACCCAAAUGGAUCCCUGGAGUAGUUACACAGCAGACAGGUCCGGUGUCGUACCGGGUGCAGGGAGAGACAACUGACCAAGUGUACAGACGUCACGGAGACCAGUUGCGACCUCGGUAUCCUCAGGAGGUUUCAGACCCAGAGCCUCUAGGAGCAACUCAGUCAGCGGAUCAGGAGAGUAACCUUGCUGGGCCAGUCUCCACAGCACCUGCCCCACAACCGUUUACGUUGGACCAGCCUGAGCCGCCUGAUCCAGAAACAGUGACUUUGAGGCGCUCGGAGCGUGCGGCUAGGCGGCCGUCACGCUACAGAGACUAA
Molecule: messenger RNA, 714 nt
Organism: Knipowitschia caucasica
Lineage: Eukaryota; Metazoa; Chordata; Actinopteri; Gobiiformes; Gobiidae
Source: the annotation of a GenBank genome assembly